AUGCUAAAAUGGCUGGCCCAGAGAGGCGCUUCCAGUGCACGCGACGAUGAAAAACUCUGCUCAAGUUGUUCGCCAACGUCGCUCGCCCAAUAUCUCAGAGACUGGGCCGAUACAUGUCAAGAAGAUGAUAACGCUGUGUUACAUACCUGGGACUACUCGGCGAACCCCUCUGGCUGCGAAUUUUGCUCAUUCAUGAAGAGUGAGGUGGAUCGAAUUGAUGCCUACAAAGAGCAGAUUCGUAAUAUAAAGUCGUUCGUCAGCGGCUAUCAGACACUCAAAGAUGUCAUACAACAGGCAGCGUUCGACGAAGAGCUGCAACACGGCAACCCUACCGUCCCUGAAGAUGUUGACAAUGAGUCGGAGGAACCUCAUCAUGACAAAGGCCGGUGUCUAGUGUGCAGUAACAAAAAGCUGCCAGAUGCCAACCCUCAUAACGCGCUUUUGCUUUGCUAUGAGUUCUUAUAUGAUUUGAAUAGCACGAGGGACGGUCAUCCAAGAGCGGCGUGCGAAGGUCUCAAGAAGAAGCUGCCCUAUUGUAAUCAAAUCCUUGGCCACAUGGAGACUUUCCUCCGCAGCCACCCAGAGUCCGAUUCAUGCCCGGUCUGUGUCUCAGUCUCCGAUUCGACAGACCCUGGCGGAUUACUGGAUCGUUUCGAGCACCUUGGGCUCCAAGGGAAAAGAGAAUUAGUGAAAAAUCACAAUCUACCAAACGCCGGGAUGCGGCUAUCUCUCAACGCUAUUCAACAAGUUCGAGUCCAGCUGAGUAACGAGGGGCCCUGGAAGGGUCUAAUCUUCCAAGAGUACGAGAUGGACCCGAAAUCUCCCAGCAACGUACCGUACUUCUCAUCAUCAGGUGAGCUUGUGAGGAGAACUCCAAAGGUGCUCAGACCAGCCUAUCGGCAGCCAGAGAAAGAUGUGAAUCUCUUCAUCCCAGUGCAUGACCACAAGUUCGGCUUUGCCCGCCAAACCGCCUCCAAAUUCAAUGUCGAGCUGAUGAAAAGCUGGAUCACAAAGUGUCGAUAUAAUCAUGGCGAGGCUUGCCAGAAACAAUCUUCGUCAAAGCAGACGACAAGUCUUUUAUUAAUUGAUACGGAAAGAUACUGCAUCACUCCGAUCCCAGAUGGCCCUCCGCCUCUGUACUAUGCCCUGAGCUACGUAUGGGGAAAUGUUGCGCAGCCGACUCUACUGGCCCAAAACGUCAAGGCCUGGCAGACAGAGGGUAUGCUGCUCGAAGUUGAGAUACCACAGAAGAUCAGGGACGCCAUCACUUUGACAAGAGAAGCCGAAGUCAGGUAUAUCUGGGUCAAUGCGUUAUGUAUCGUCCAGGACGACGCUGAGCUACGAGAUGAGCAGAUCAAUCAAAUGUAUCUGAUCUAUCACCAAGCGGAAGCUACUUUAGUUGCGGCGGAUGGCGCUGACUGCUCUCAAGGCCUCUCCGGUGUGAGUCAAUUUGAUGAUAGGGGCGAUAUGCAUGCGGUUGAUAUCCUGGGUACAUCUGUCGCUAAACUGCCGAAGCAGCCCAAGUACAUACUCGAAGCGUCGACAUGGAGAACCAGAGGCUGGACAUUCCAGGAAGAAAUGUGCUCUCUGCGUUCUGUGAUAUUUCUCCCGGGUUUGGUGGUCUUCUCCUGCCCCACUGCUGUUUGGAGAGAGGACAUCCAUCUUGAGGAUUUCGACAUCCCUAGACUAUCAUGCGGGCUCAACUCUCCCCCUCGGACCAUGGGAAACGCCAAUGCUUCUGCGCACGAGAAAGUGAGGAUGUUCAGAAGCAUUGUCAAACAGUAUACGCAGAGAACACUGACUCGUGCCGAAGACAUGGAGAAUGCGUUUGCAGGCAUCUCAGGCAUGGUGGAGGAUCUUGUUGGGCCAAUCUAUCACGGCAUCCCUGAACAUCACUUUGCGCAAGUUGUCGGAGGGUGUUGGUUCUGGGACAUGUAUUGUGCACGGAGACCAGGCUUUCCCUCCUGGUCGUGGACGGGAUGGAUUUACACCAGAGAGCAAGCAGACGCCGGGAUCGAGCCCAUAGCAUCCUUGGAAAGCCCCGAAGGCCUGAUACAAUUCUUCAAGUUUCGCAGCGAUGCAAUAGAACCAAUGUCUUUGCCAACAAGCGAGGAGACGGAUCCCAAGAGCUGGCUACACCCCGACUUACGAUCCCACUUCAAUGUCGAAUUGAACAAGAUGCAGUCCAGACACGAGCAGAUGGCCGCGGCACCUCGAGGGAUUCCCCCAGGUCUCAUCGCAUUCUACAGCAGCCUCGCCUUCCUAUCCCUCCAAGCACCGCGCGGGCUAUCAUCCACGCCCAUCCGCGAGUUCCGCGUCCUACACCCUCAGAGCAAGCGUCAGAUGACCAGCAUAUCUCUCCCCGAGAAUUUUGUUGAGCUGCAUGGCGCCCUCCACCCGUUCGUUAUCAUCGCGGCCUGCCAGGCGAAUGGGAGGGAUGCGGGAGGGAUGAGGUUGAUGCUGGUCGAGAUGGACGGCGACAUGUGCCACAAGGUCAACGUAACGUCGCCGCGAAAGGUGAUUCGCGAGGAAGAUUGGCUAGGCCUGAAUCCGACGAAAAAGCUUGUGAUAAUGGCCUAG
Clonostachys rhizophaga is the source of this 2580-nucleotide messenger RNA. The record is from the annotation of a GenBank genome assembly. Lineage: Eukaryota; Fungi; Ascomycota; Sordariomycetes; Hypocreales; Bionectriaceae.